AUUAAAUAUUGAGAGUAAGACCAUUGUCUCUAAACCAUCGAAGUUCUUCCAAGGGAGUGAGAUUCGACUCGACUGUGGUUUCCCACUCCAAGCUCAUCCUUAAUCUUCUUCUCCAAUUACUUUCAAUCUCUUCUCCGAUUCCAUUUCAACUUACUUCUCCUGUGCUUCCGCUUCAAUUUGAGCCGAAUCUCUCCAUUUUCAGUUUUCAUUGGAGUUAGAUUUGGCUACAAACCGAUCAUACCUCCACUUUUCUUCCUCACAUGUUUCAUUGAUAUCAGAUCCAGAUUGCCUACACCAUGGGUCACGUUAACUUGCCGGCUUCCAAGAGAAACGGGCGGCAAUGGCGUCUCCUUGAUAUUGUUUCCGCGGUGUUUUUUGGUUUGGUGUUGUUGUUCUUUCUUCUCGUUUUUACUCGUCUUGGUGACUCGCUUGCUGCUUCUGGUCGACAGACUUUGUUGCUUUCUAAUGCUGAUCCACGGCAGCGUCAGCGGAUUAUGGAGUUGGUUGAGGCAGGGCAGAAGCAGGCUAUUGAAGCUUGCCCUGCCGAUGCUGUGGAUCACAUGCCUUGUGAGGAUCCGAGGCGAAAUAGCCAAUUGAGUAGGGAGAUGAAUUACUAUAGGGAGCGACAUUGUCCGCUACCUUAUGAGACGCCGCUCUGCUUAAUUCCACCGCCCGAUGGGUAUAAGAUACCUGUCCAAUGGCCGGAGAGCUUGCACAAGAUAUGGCACAGCAACAUGCCUCACAACAAGAUUGCUGACAGGAAAGGACAUCAAGGAUGGAUGAAACAGGAAGGCCCACAUUUCAUUUUUCCAGGUGGUGGUACCAUGUUUCCGGAUGGUGCAGUGCAAUAUAUCGAGAAACUUGGACAAUACAUUCCUACAAAGGGUGGCAUUCUGAGAACUGCGCUUGAUAUGGGCUGUGGGGUAGCCAGUUUUGGAGGGUAUAUGCUUGCCGAAGACAUUCUGACUGUGUCAUUUGCUCCAAGAGAUUCGCACAAAGCACAGAUACAAUUUGCUUUGGAAAGGGGGGUUCCAGCAUUUGUUGCCAUGCUUGGAACACGGAAACUCCCUUUUCCAGCAUUCUCGUUUGAUUUGGUGCAUUGUUCACGUUGUUUGAUUCCAUUUACUGCAUACAAUGCAACAUAUUUCAUUGAAGUUGAUCGCUUACUUCGCCCAGGGGGGUUUUUGGUUAUAUCUGGACCCCCUGUACAAUGGCCCAAACAAGACAAAGAAUGGGCAGAUCUUCAAAGUGUUGCAAGAGCUUUAUGUUACGAGUUAAUUGCUGUGGAUGGAAAUACUGUCAUCUGGAAAAAGCCUGUCGGAGAUUCAUGUCUUCCUAAUCAAAAUGAAUUUGGUCUUGAAUUGUGCAGUGAAUCUGAUGAUCCAAAUCGUGCAUGGUAUGUGAAAUUAAAUAGAUGCAUAAGUAGGAUGUCUUCUGCCAAGGACGAGUUCGCUGUUGGCACAAUUCCGAAGUGGCCGGAUAGGCUAGCAAAAGCUCCUCCAAGAGCUGGAGUUGUGAAAAAUGGUCUUGAUGUGUUCAAUGCCGACUCUCGGCGGUGGGAAAGGAGGGUCGCUUAUUACAAAAAAUCUUUAAAACUGAAGCUGGGGACCCCAGCCGUACGCAAUGUGAUGGAUAUGAAUGCAUUUUUUGGAGGCUUUGCUGCGGCAAUAAAAUCUGAUCCAGUUUGGGUGAUGAAUGUUGUUCCUUCUCACAAGCCAUCCACUUUGGCUGCAAUAUAUGACAGAGGCUUAAUUGGAGUCUACCAUGACUGGUGCGAGCCUUUCUCAACAUAUCCGCGUUCUUAUGAUUUUAUCCACGUAUCUGGAAUUGAAUCCCUCGUUAAUUAUCCAGGUUCAGAUAAGAAUAGGUGUAACCUUGUUGAUCUAAUGGUCGAAAUGGACCGCUUCUUGCGUCCUGAAGGAACAGUAGUGGUUAGGGACAAUCCUGAAGUCAUCGAAAGGGUAAGCCGCAUAGCUCGAGGAGUAAGAUGGACCGCCACAAUACAUGAAAAAGAACCUGGAUCACAAGGAAGAGAAAAAAUUCUUGUUGCAACCAAAAACUUUUGGAAACUACCUUGAACAUUCAAAUGAUGAUAGAGGCUGAAAUUAUAUAUCCAAAUGAAGUCAGGUAUUCCUUUUUUGAUCCAUAAUUUUUUGAAGUCAACAUAGUAGUGAAAAAUUAGAAGGUCAAGAAAGCACAAAAAAGAAAAAUGGAAACAAGUAUGGAUGCAGGUUUCAUCUGAGAAGUUGCAAAAUAGGUGGCAAAAUAUUCUUUGUUCUAGUUUCUUAAAAUUUCAAAAGGUUAGCAGCUUUAUUAUAAGUUUGUGUUUUUUUUUUUUUUUUUUUUUUUUUUUCUUUUCUUAUCAUCACCAUUGUCAACUUCUUGUAUUUGCUAUAUUUUCUUUUUAUCCCUCCUCUCUUUGCAGUUAACUUUAUUUAUAGGGCUUUUGGUAACAUAAAGUUCAUGGUGGAAAAUGGAGGUAAUCCAAAUAAAGAAUUCACAUGUGGAAGUGUUCUUUAUAAAUUUGAUCAUGUAAAUGUAUAAUUACCAAAAUGCCCCCUAUAAAAUCCUAUCUCUAUUUAUAUUUUUCUCA
Molecule: messenger RNA, 2593 nt
Organism: Cucumis melo (muskmelon)
Lineage: Eukaryota; Viridiplantae; Streptophyta; Magnoliopsida; Cucurbitales; Cucurbitaceae
Product: probable pectin methyltransferase QUA3
Exons: 7
Coding region: 297-2078 (593 amino acids)
Cellular component (GO): trans-Golgi network; endosome; cytoplasm
Molecular function (GO): methyltransferase activity
Source: RefSeq, a predicted model, not a curated record